AUGCCAGAGGAUAAACUGCAGAAAGAAAAGAGGCACGAAUCAAAUCCAAAAAUCCAGAAAACAGAGGUGUAAACACUACCACAUGGACAUCAACAUACUGCAAUGUCAAUCUGCCCAACACACACCCACUGAGACUCUCGCUGUCCAACACACCACAACUCACAAAGUGCCAGCUCAGAGUACCCAUACUCUAAUAAACUUUCUCGACGCAUUCUGAACAACUCAGAGGGACCUAUUUACUAAACACUGAUUUGUAGGGAAUCGAUAACUUGAAGGGGACCUAAAUUCAAAAUUUGGAAUAAAAUAGCGAAGAUGUGACUAUAGUGAAGUUAGAAAGUUUUUCAAUAACAGGACUUUUUGCCUAAAUUUUCCCAUUCCAUUUUCAAUUCACAACAAUUUGCGGUUUUUGUGAAGAUACACAGAGACAUUGUGGCCAAAGCUCAAAUCCAGUGCCAGCCUCUCUAAAAACUCCCACUUCUUCGGUAGCAGAGCACAUAGUCAGCAAAUGAUCUGUAGGUCUGGUGACACAGAUGUCCCUUUCUGCUUGUCACCAUUAUGAGAAAUGACUUAGGACACUGUAAUGUGACUCGUAUAUUGCACCAAAAAGCCUCUCUAUCAUUCUGCACUGGGGAGAGGACACCAACAGGACAAGUCACUUAAACACCUUCACGCCAGUUCGCCAGGAGACAGGGUUAAUGGGGCCACCAAAAUAAAACAGGCACUUGACGUUCUUAUUAGAACUGUCAUUAUUUUGGUUUAUACAUUGUGUGCAGUAUUUGAUUUCUACUUAUAAUAUUCAUAUACUUACAGUACCGAGCAAAUGUUUUAGGCAACGCUGAAAAUUUCAAAUUAAAUCCAUUUAUCUAAGCGUAAGUAUUCCUUUGAAAGUAACACAAGCUAAAAUUGAAUGUGCUGCUGCCAAAGAGGCUGCAAAUGUCUAGAUUAAAGUUAUUUAAGAUUCAAUAUUUCACAUUCCUGCGUAAUACGUCUAUACUGUCCCCACGCUGUCAGCCCAGCACUAAAGACUUUAUAUAUGGGUGCUGAGAGUGUUUAACUGCAGUCUCAUGCUAGAAAUUCUAAGAUUCUGUUCUCGCCGUUUGGAGGGCAGCUGAGUGCGCAGUCGUUCCAUCCACUAGAGGGCACAAUGCUGUUCGUAAAGGAAACAAACUUUGGGUAAGUAUAUCUCCUAAUCUGUACUUCACUGGACGUUUUGACAUUGCAGUGUACGGCUUGUAUAUAUAUUUAUCUGAAGGUAACCAGUCAUCAACAUGAUUUCACUUUAAGUAAGCAAGAAUAAACAAACAAUGUGAAAUGAAAUGUAACGUUUUUCAAGUCUAGUGUAGUUUUAUUGUAGUUUAGUGUAGUUUUAUUGACAACAGACAAUUAAAGGAACACUCUAGGCACCAAAAUAACUUCAAAUAAAUGAAGCUGUUAUAAUGCCAGGAGGCUCCCAGACGCACUUUUACCUUCAAGAGUUAAACCAUUUUCGAACGGUUUAACUCUGAAGUUGCCUCCAGCGCCGAUCUCAGCUCCUCCCCUGGCAGCUUCUUACAGGAAGCGCGCAGUGCUGGCGCUGAUUGGUUGAGAAAGGUCAGCUGACGCUCUCAGUCAAUCAGUGAUCCCUUAUUCACAAAACUGGCUUGGAAAAGGAAUGUUUCUUACCAAGCCAGUUUUGUGAAUAAGGAGUUACUGAUUGGCUGAGAACGUAAGCUGUCUGCUCUCACCCAAUCAGCGGUGCCCCUGCUCGGUGGCACUUCGUGCUACCUGUAAGUGGAAUUACAUAGGCAGGAAGCUACCAGUGGGGGAGCUGAGAUCCAUCUCAGAGGUAAGAUUUCUCCAGUGGGAGUCCUAGCACCAAGGCUUCGUAACUUUAUUUAGAUAAAGUUGUUAUAAUGCCUAUACAGUUUAUUUAUACCAGUUUCCUUUAGCAGACUGUGAUGUAAAAGAUAUCAGGGUUUCCAGAAGUAAAUUCUUCAAAGUUUGUUGCAAAAUUUAGAAUAACGCUUAAUUUGACUUUGGUCUUUUUUCUCAUAUACUCAUUCCAAAUGAAAUCAACCAACGAAGAGGCACUUUUCAACCUCACAUACUUUGAUUUUAUUUAUUUUUACAUAUGACAUAUCUUCUGUAUUUCCAAAGUUAUAGAGGUGCUAACUUGGCUCUUUUAUCGUGUUUUUUUUUUUUUACCAUCACGUUUUAGUAAUAUUCAAUAUUUCCAUUACUAGGGCACCUAUAGAAAGGAUUCAGGUGUUUCUGGAAAAGUUUUGGAGAGGUGAGAUAUUUUCCUAUAUUAUGAAAAUAAAUAUCUAAAGCCAUGGUAAUCAAUAUUUUUUCAAAAAUGGGUCUUAAUUUAUUUCAAAACAUAUAUGUUGUAUAAUAAUACCUCCACACAAUAAAUCGUAUGUGAUUGGAAUGAAGGUGGGCUUGCUUAGGAAGCAUCACUGGGGAUGCCCAUAAUGGCUGGCUGGCUGGCCGGCCUGCCUAAUGAAAGGGCAUGUCAGCACGCCAGGCUGCCAGCCAGACAGCAGGCUUGGCUCCAUCACAGAAGACCAUGCCGAGAACACUACUGAAGCCCUAGUACCCAACACACAGCACAAGUAUUUUUUAAUGAGGGCUGUUCUCCCUGGCAACAGUUUCCUUGUGUUCGUGGAUACAACACACCAGGGAACAAAAUCGGAACGGCGGAACAGUAGCUUAAAAUAGGGAUUGUCAUGCCAAAAUUGGAACAAUUGUUAGGCCUGAUAAAUGAAGAUGGAUAAUAUGAAUUUCUGCUUUAUCAUAGCAACUCAGACUGAGAAUAAAAAAUAAAAGCCGGGUUCCUGACACAGUAAGGUAUCAUAUAAAUGUUUUUAUUAUCGUACGACACAGCAAUGGGAUUCCAGGCACCAUAACCACCAUUGUUGCCCUGGACACAGGUAGAUAAAUAGUGUUGUUUUUACUAAUCUUAAACAUUAACAUCCUUAAUAAUAAAGAUGCAGAAAUUUAUAGAUCCAUGUGUUUUCUAAGUCAAUAGGGAUACAUUAAACAGUAAAGUAAUCCUGUACAGGAUGAAAAUCAAUUCAAAAACACUACUGCGAACACUGUAGAAACAAAAGAAUACAAGACAAACCAUUAAUGCAAUGUUUCAGACUUUAUAAGAAAAUAAACGUGGACAGGGGAAAAGAAAAAAACAAAACUUUUUUACAAAAAAUAAAAAGUUAACAGGCAAAUCUGCAGAACAAAAUUGUAAGUAUAUAAUAAAACAUUAAAGGGAUACUAAAGGCAUCAAAACAACUUUAACUUAAUGAAGCAGUUUUGGUAUAGGUCAUGCCCCUUCAGUCUCACUGCUCAAUUCUCUGCCAUUUAGGAGUUAAAGGAACACUAUACGGUCAGGAACACAAACAUGUAUUCAUGACCCAAUAGUGUUAAAACCACCAUCUAGCACACCUCCCUGCAUGUGACUAACACAGCUUUCCUAAACACUUCCUGUAAAGAGUCAUCUAAUGUUUACACUUGAUCCCUGGUGAUCGAGCUACAGAACCCCGGCAUUCUCUGCAAUGAAACGUGCACAGAAUUAAUAUUAGGCAGCCCUGGACUCUUGUUCCGGGCUGGUUGAUGACACCCUAAUGAUGCUGCCGAAGGUGGAGUUACCCCUCUGGUAGUAGAGGGGUUAAACUCCAUAUGUGCAGUCAUAACGUAAGGGACACUAUAGGCACCCAGAUCACUUCAUCUCAUUGAAGUUGUCUAGGUGCAGUGUCCCUGUCCCCCUUUGUCAUGCAAUGUAAAACACUGCAGUUUUUGAGAAACUGCAAUAAUUAAGGGAUGGGUACCAGAGGGCACUAAAGUAUUAGGAAUACAGAUUUGUAUUCCUAACCCUAUAGAAUCUCUUUAGUGUAAUAAAUACAGUUAACUCGUGGUUUUUAAAUCAUAUAGGGUUAUUCAUUAAGGUCUUGAUUUAGUAUUGUUGAAGAAGCAUUCUAAAUGAUUUAAUAUUUUUUGAUAAACUUUUAAAAUGGUUUAAUAUUUUUUUUUAAAUGAAUUUUGUAGUAUUUUUAUAUUUUUUGUAAUAUCUUUUUCAUAAAUUAGAUAUAAUUUUUAUAUUUUAACAUGCUGAAAAAAUUAUUUUAAAAUGUUUAUCCAAAAAUACUGAAUCAUUUGUAGAGCUUAUCCAACAAUAUUAGAUCGGAGCCCAAAUAAGGCACAGUGAAGGUUCGACAAGGGAAUUGAAAAUUUUAGGUAAAAAUUGGAAAGCAAUAGAAAGUGUCCCACUUCCAGUCCAGUUUUUACAAUCUAAAAAAACAGACAUUGCCCGGUCUAGAAGACUGCGUGAACGAAGUUACUGAUGAGAGUUUUGGUGAUGCUUUACCGUUUCUUUUUAUUGAGUACUUCAUACAUGCAACAUCAAUAGAUUAUUAAUUCAUUUGUAGUAGUAAGAGCAUGAAUAUGUUACUAGAAACUAACAAGCAAAUUUAGAAAUUAAUUAUGUUUUCUGGAUUCAGAUUUUUUACAUUUUUAACAUUUAAACAUUUUUUACACUAUAACAAAGCUUUAUAUUUAAUAACAGUUCUUAAAGGGAGACUAUAGUCAAGAGAAAUACUAAAACGUAAUGUAGUGGUUCUGGUGUCUAGAGUCUGUCCCUGCAGGCUUUUCAAUGCAAACACUGCCUUUUAAGGGAAAACUGCAGGCUAGUAACACCUCUAAUGGCAGUCACUCAGACAGCUACUAGAGUUGCUUCCUAUCUCAGUGCUGCGCAGUGUGCAGCUUCUACAUUCAGUGUCUCCGCUCUGCAUGGAAGCACUGAGCGUUCACCAUAGAGAUGCACUGAUUCAAUGCAACUCUAUGAGAAGAUGCUGAUUGGUGUUGCAUUUUGCCACUCAUGCACAAUAGCCUCCAAACAUGUUUUAGUUUGAAAGCAUUGGAUUGGCUUUGAACAUCAAGACUGAUUAUCUGGAGGCGGGGCCAUCGGAGAAAAGAGUGAGUAAAAACAAUUACCAUGUGAUCAGAGGGGAGCCCAUCACCUAAGCAGACACACACACACAGACAGCAACAUACACAUACUCACUGGCAGACACACUCACAAAUUAUUUGUUUUAAUUAAAUUUAAGUCCACCCAGCUUCCCUACUUUGGGAGAUCUGGAGUUGAUCUGCUUUCCCUGGGGUCCAGUGGGGAUUCUUUUCCUGGGGUCCAGUGGGGAUUCUUUCCCUGGGGUCCAGUGGGGCUGCUGUUAUCUUCACGCUCUUAUUGCUCUGCUCACUAGUACACCUUCAGUGAUGCAGAGGCCAGAGUGAUGUUAUACCCAGGCACCCAGUAUCAAAGCCGUGCACGCAAAGGAGCAGAGCAACCUGCAUUCCUGACGGCCACCCGUCCAAUUCUCCCAGAGCCGCCCGCAUCAGAGAGAACAGGCUGAUAUAUACCCAGGCGCCAGGACAAAAUUCCUAGACGCCGUGAUGACCAGGGACUUGUCGAGCCCUGUUUUAAACCUCAAUAGCCAAACUAAGAACAUGACUUACUGGAAUUCUUCCUAUUCCAUUAUUUUGGCUUAAUAUUUGCAAUUCAAUUUGAAUUUCCAACGAUUCACACUCACGUUGGUCUAUUUUAGACCGAAUUUUGCUAUUUUUGAAUUAACCACAAUCUGGAGUUUAGUGAAUUUAAAAAUUGCCUUGAAGUGAAGAAUGUUGCAUUAGUGCUGCCUGGACAUCAUUGUGAGCAGAUGUUAAUUAGAAUUUUUAAAAAAAUUAACUAAAUAGAAAAUAGCUAGCGCAUGCAGAGUUAAUGUAAUCUUGUCUUAGCUGUGCAGUGUAUUCGCUCUCCAAAAAUAGCCCAUGCCACCCUGGCAUUAACCUACUACUGACAUCGACUUAAUUUGGCCUGGAGGCAUUCCACUGCAAACUCGCAUCAACUAGAUAGCCUGGAUUAGCGCAUAUGGAUGAUGUCUGAUAAUUAGUUCUGUGUCCUUGACAUGCUUCCAAUUCAGAUCAAUGACUCUCACAUUUUCCAUAGGAGUUUCAUUAUAUAAACAAAAAGCUGUUAUAGUUUUCCAAAGUAAUUACAUUCAUGUAGGAAUUCAGCCCACUGCUCCAAUGCUAGGUCUCUCAACCGGCCAAGUAUAGCCGCAGAAAUUUGAAGUACCCUUUUCUGAUAUUUUUUGUUCUUGUAAUCAAAAUCCAAAAGACACGAACAGUAGUCAGAAAGGAAAGUCUCUAAUUCACACCAUCUUUCAUGACAAUAUUUCGAAAUCUUUUGUAACAAGAAUCUCUGUAAUAUGAUGCUGAAAGGAACACUAUAGGCACCCAGACAACUUCAUCUCAAUGAAGUGGUGUGGAUGCCAUGGCCCCCCCACCUCUAACCCAAUUUAACCCUGCAGAUGAAAAUUUGGAAUGGCAAUAUUUUUUCAUUGCAGGGUUAACUUGCAUCUAGUGGCUGUCACCCUGCCACUAGAGGUGCUUCAGUGAAAUAGCAGAGUAAAAAUCUUCUAAUUUAAUCAGAUGGUCUCAGAGAGACCACCUGAUUGGGGCAGCGCUGCAUUUUGCUGCACAUGUGCACUAGCCAUUCAAAGUGUGGGAAGGGCUAUAAGGGGAGGCUUUGCAAAGACUGCAUUUGUACCCAUGUGAAAAAAAAAUACAUAAUUAAAUGCAUGCAGUUUUCAAUGGAUGUAUCUAUACACUAAACUGCAAUUUAUUUGUUUUUGUGUUUGGGCAGUAGGUUUUCCCUUUACAGGUAAAAGAAAUAUAUAUAAUACCUCAGAAAAUUACAUCAUUUGCUGUAAUCCAGCAACUUCUCCAGAAACCAAGUUGCUAUUUUCAGGCAAUCCUUACCCUGCUGUUAAUUUUCCACUGGAGUGCUUGACAUAUCCCAGGCCCACUAGGCCCAAGCAAAAUCACUCAUAAAAAUACAUGAAUGAAUUACAAAGUUUUUUUUUUUUAAGGCCAAUGAUGUUCCUUCAAUGAAGCGGUUUGUGGCCAGACAUUUAAUUGUUACCAUGGUACCAAAAAAAAAAAAUGGGCAGAGAAAAUUUGCUUCCCCAUGACAUCUUCAGGUGGAGAGACCGGUCCUCACAAAGUAACUACCAAACAUCAUGGGCCACUGACCAGUUUCAGUAUAGAAUCAUUAGAAAUGAUUAAUUUACACAUGAAGUCAAGAAGAAGCAAAUAAGUACCUGUACCUCUUGAAAGUUACACAGAGAGAGCUUUGGAGUACAUUCAAAGAAUGUCAACUGGUCAGAAAGGAGAAAGACAUGACCCUUAAAUGAAAGGCCUAUAUUAUUGGAAUUCGUAACGCUACGUUGAAAUUCCAGUGAACUUAUUACAAUGAGGUAUAUGUAAUCAAUAACGAUUGAUAGAAGAUGUAAUAAGCCCAGGGGGUCGCUGUAGCAGAGCUGUUUGCCAUGAGUGUUGGCAUUAACUGGGUGCAAUGGAACAUUCUUCUGUUACAUCGCUUUCUGCUGGAAAUCAUUAAACUAGGGGUCACUAAAGGAACUCAAAUUUCAUGUACUAUAUCCACAAAUAGAAGGAAUACUAUUUCAAUUGCUUUCAAUAAAUUAUUACAAAUCAGGUUUUACAGCAGUGGAAACAACUGAUGGUGCUCAUGAUGUUGGGAAUGUUAUCCCUCGUGUACAAUGCAUUCUUCAAUCUAACCACUCCUGUUGGCAGAACAGGACAGGCACAGCAGUUAAUGGUUCUACAUCAGCACUGGAACAGGCGGCUGGAUACCUGAGCAGUACCUGUAUGGUGUCCAGUUUGUCUUUUGAAAACCAGCCAGGAAAACUGGGCGGGUGAUAACAUCACACACAGUGGCGUACUAAGGGGGGGCGGUCCGCCCCGGGUGCCAGCCGGGUGGGGGGUGCCAUGGCCAGCCCAUAUGCUGCAGCUUUUCUGUAUAGAGCCUCCAGGCGGCUGCAGCUUUGCCAGGGCGGUGCGUCCAUGAGGACGUCGAGGUUUCUCCUGUCGGGUUGGACCGGCCGCUUGUCGGCUGGGGACCUGAGGCCAGGCCUGAGGGAGAGGCUGACAGGUGGGAGCGCUCCUGUCAGCUCCCUCACUGCAGCAUGGUCCGCGGGCAAGAGCAGCCUCGAGUAGAAGGACUAACAGGAAGUGCACACUGAGUGCACUUCCUGUUAGUCCGGCCGGGUACAGGAAACAAAAGCUCCCUGUACCCGCCGGCUAUACUGGGAUCGGCCACGCCACAGGGAGGUGGGGGUGAGAAAGAAAUAAGGGGGUGAGAGAGGGGUGAGAAAAUAAAUAAGUGGGGUGAGAAAGAAAUAAGGGGGUGAGAGAGAAAUAAGGGGUGAGAGGGGUGAGAAAGAAAUAAGGGGGUGAGAGGGGUGAGAAAAGAAAUAAGGGGGGUGAGAAAAUAAAUAUGGGGUGAGAGAGGGGUGAGAAAAGAAAUAAGGGGUGAGAGAGAAUAAGGGGGUGAGAAAGAGAAAUAAGGGGUGAGAAAGAGAAAUAGGGGGUGGGAGAGAGAAAUAUGGGGUGAGAGAGAACAUGGGGUGGGUGAGAAAGAGAAAAGGGGGGUGAGAGAAAAUAGGAGGGGGGUGAGAAAGAGAGAAAUAAGGGGGGUGAGAAAGAGAAAUAAGGGGGGGGGGGGUGAGAGAAAAUAGGAGGGGGGGUGAGAAAGAUAAAUAAGGGGGGGUGAGAAAGAGAAAUAAGGGGGGGUGAGAAAGAGAAAAGGGGGGUGGGUGAGAAAGAGAAAUUGGGAGGAGGAGAAGGAAAUUGGAGCGGGAGGAGAGAUUGACAUUCAUCACAUACACACAAUGCACCCCUUGCACACAGAAAAACACACAGACACACAUACACAAGCAAUGCAACCGUUACACACAAUGCAUCCCUUACACACACAGAAACACACAAUGCAUUCAUUACACACACUCAAUGCACCCCUUACACACAUUCAAUGCAUCCCAUACAUACACAGAAACACACCUUGCAGUCCUUACACAUACAAACACAAUUUCACACAAUGCAUUCCUUACACACAUAUCAGGACAUCCCCUACACACUCCACCCCCUGUGAACAAACUCAUUGGUGGAACAUGAAGGUGGACCCUGGGACCCAGACCUUGAGCUGUGUAAAGGACCCCCAAAAAUGGAGCUGCUUCCCGUUCUCCCAGAACAUUGAUUUUUGUGACCACAGUUACAAACCGCCUCCAGAGAGCCUGUUCUGCACCAGACCAGUGGAGCCAGACUGCAGCUAGAGCCCAUCAUCAUCCUCAUCUGGUUGUAAGUAGGCAAUCUAGUAUAUUAUUCGUGGCACUAAGCUCUAAUUUACCUCACAUUAAAGAAACACUAUAGUCCCCAGAACCACUUCAGCUUAAUGUAGUGGUUCUGGUGUCUAUAGCCUGUCCCUGCAGGCCUUUUAAUGUAAACACGGCGGCACUGCAGCACUGGCGUUAGUUAACAUGGCAAAUCAUAUGGUUGGGGCAUUGUCAUGUCACAUGGGGGGCGGCAAACUUUACUUUUGCCUAGGGCGGCAAAAAUCCUUGUACCGGCCCUGGCUGGAGGGGGCUGUGUGAGCUGUGGCCGCACAGUGUCCCAUGGUAGUUAGGGUGCCGUGCGGCCAGUACAGCUCACUCAAGCAAACAGCUGAUUAACUGGCCGCACGGAGGAAAUGUGUAUGUGGGACUGUCUGUCUGUAACUGAGUGUGUGACUGUCUGUCUGUAACUGAGUGUGUGACUGUCUGCCUGUAAAUGUGUGUGUAGGGCUGCAGGGAUUUUGUAGAAGGGGGUGGGGGUUUUGUAUUGGGACAGGAGUCUUUAUAAGGGGGGAUAAGCAGGGGAUUUGUGGAAGGGGGUUGCGGGGGUUUUGUAGAUGGGGCAGUACAGGAUUUGUAGAAGGGGCAGGACAGAGGUUUUGUAGGAGGGGCAGGGCAGGACAAGGGUUUUGUAGGAGGGGCUGACAGCGGUUUUGCAAAGUUUACAAAUUGUAAAAAUAAAAGAAAUAAAACCUUUAACAUUUUUUACAGGUUUUUUGGGGGGGGGGGGGGGUGCCAAGCACAGGAUCCGCCCCGGGUGCCAAAUGCUCUAGGUACGCCCCUGAUCACACAUAUUGGAAAGGUUUUGUGAAAUAGUUUUGAGGAACUCUUACUUUUUGUGAUUUUAAUACUUUUUCCCCCCAUCUUUUAUCUAUCAACCUAGGAGAAGAGUUUGUAACAUUGACUCUUUCCAAUGAUAAUGACCAAUGUAUCAGGUUCCCCACAUAUGAACAUGCAACAUCUGAAGGCCUUGCUAACAGAUUCCAAAACGUGAAAUUAGAACAGACUUCUGAGCUAAUGCUUACCAACCGCUUUAUUUUGUCCUGCAUGAACCACCUUGUUUGUGUCACGCAGUGUCCAAUAAAUGCUUCUCCUAGGACCAAGAGAAACACUGAUUGGCAAUCAGCUGAAAGCUGGGCAGGGAGCAAACCAAGUAUGAUAGAUGAUCAAGUAUGGUCCGUGUGAGUGAAAAGGCCAUACUUCACCAUCAGCAUACUGCGAAUAUGUACAAAUGUUGUACAACACAGACAUAGCCAGGCUGAAAACAUGUUCUGAGCUGGAUAAUGCUAGCUAUUAAAAGUAAAGUUACCCAAGCAGACACUUUGAAAUAUCUUUAUAUUCGGACGUUUUCAGGACAAAACACUGUGCUCAGAGACCAAACACCAUAACCACUUCAACAAGCAGACAUAUUUAUGGUGCUUAUAAGAAGUGCAUAGACUUGCUUCAGUGAAUCAAUAUAUUAUUUCGUAAACUGAUUAUCACACAACCCAACAGUAAAAAACAAAAAAACAACAUGAACUAUGGACUAUACUAUCAAUUUUCCUUCAAAAUAUUGCAAUAGUUUUACAUGUACAUAUUGCACAUGACUAUCACAAUGUGACAAGCAAUUUAAAACUCCUGAUACCCCACGAGGCCAUGAUUGCAGUGUGAGAGCAGCCAUUAGCACUCACAGCGCCGGUGGAAGGAUGAAUGUGCAUUGCAUUACGGGAAGACGUGCAGCAAGCAUGCAUGCUUGAGACAUCAUGAAAAAAUGUCAGCAACAGUCUCUGGAUACAGACUUGUCAGCCACUCAAAGACAUUUAUGACAGCUGCUCUCCAUUUUGAGAUUAAUCCCUUGAGAAAUUCCAAUUAUGCCAUUUAAAAAAAAAAAUGGUGGGGGGGCAUUUAAACUGCAGGGUUCCAUUGGUUCUAAACACACAUCCUAAAAAUGUGUUAAUAUAAUUUAUAACAAGACAGUAGUUAUGCAACUAAUGCAUGCACAGGUUUAUGAAUAAAAACAAUUAUUAGCAAUAAUUAGCAUGAGUAUUGCACAACCUACGAUGAUAAUGAACAACCGGUACGCACUCACGAUGAUCACACAAGACUACAUUAAAAUCGAUGCUUCAAUAUAAAAUAUUUAUCCACAUAAAAGGCAGUAUGGCCAUCUUAUUUAUGUAUUCAUUAUGAUAAUUAGAAGAGACUGCCUGAAAAAAAAUCCAUACGUGCUACUAUAUUACAAUAUCAAUGUAACGGGGUCAGGAGUUGGAAUGACACAAGGCCCUGCAUAUUAAAACAUUGGACAGCACUUAAAUAAGCUUGUUUGAGCAGGGUCCUCAUCUAUUUAUUGUUCCUGUGUCACGGUGUAAUUGUCUUAUUUAUUGUAAAUAAACCCCUUUCAUAAUAUUGUAAAGCACUGCGGAAUUAGUUGGCGCUAUAUAAUACCAAUAAUAAUAAUACAAACAAGGCCUUAAACCAAAUGGGUAAUUAUACACUGAUCGCAAAUACUGCGCACUCUAUAUAGAACAGUUAAUAGGAAUGAUGGACACACUUAACUGUAAAUAUAAGAUAAGGAUCUGUAAAUGGACAAUAGAAUUGCUUUACUUUGUAAAGUCAAUUUAGAAAUAACUAGAGUCUGGCUCGGCAGUUUACAGCUCGCCUGACUCAAUUCCUGUGUGGGAUCAGAAACCAGGCUCCUGUCCAAAUAGUAGCAUAGAAGACCUGUUCCAUUGUGUGAGGAGAAAGUCUGAUAACACAUUGUUCCAUUAAACCCUCUUCUUUUAUAGCCCUGCGGAGAACGGAUGUGGGAAAUCCGAUUAGGUCAGAAUUUUGCUUGGUCAAUCCCUGGUUGCAAGAGGCUUGCAGGGCAAGUGUUGCUAAUUUCCCAGACAAACACGGCACUGAAAACUAUUUGAGAAGUAUAUACUAUAUUCCACUAAGGCAGAGAAGGGGUUACGUUUAUUAUAUGAGCGGAAUCACAUGAAAAGCUUCACCCUUCAGUCGUGGGGGUCGGGUUGUGAAAGGGUUAAUGGAAAAGCAGAAUCAUUCCUGUGAGAAGCGAAUGUAAGAGUCUGGAAAUGGAAGUCUCAUGAGGGAGGGGGGACUGGUGGGAGGGAAACGGAGAAAGAAGGGGGGGACGAGAAUAAAAAAAGGAUGUGGGGAAAAAAAAGAGAAGCCGACAAAUAAAACGAGAGUGAAUGGGCUGAAAAAAAAAUAGAUAAAAAGAUAUUUUUAGACACUGCAAAAGUGACAACAAAGAGAGCCAAAGCACACGCUGUUCAGGCAGUAAUGCUGUGAUGGAGCUCUGUCUAGCUGCAUGAUUAACGAUGAAAUUAUAAUACCAUGUGAUGUUUCCUAAAACAGGAUAUGUCAACAUUAGUAAGCAUGAGACUGACACACUGUAUGGCUGAAUCAUUUUUCAAUGGCCAUUGCUCUCACACUCACAUUUUCCAAGUCCCCUCCCAAGAUGGUCACUAAUUCCUAAUCUGUUUGUCAUUUGCACAGUCUGGCUUCCAGGAUCACAUUAUAAGCAUUACUGCUUCAAUCACUUACUUCAGACCAGAGAUGGCUAAAACUAUGGCACCCCAGUUCUUGUAAUCUAGGAAUGUCAUGAUGCUCUGCAAACUAGCAAAUGUUGUACUCAUUCACAAGAAAGGUAGUAGGGAGGAGUCUGGCAACUAUAGGCCAGUAAGCUUACUUCAGUAGUGGGGAAAGUGAUGGAAACCAUGUUAAAGGAUAGGAUUGCUGAACAUCUAAAAAUCACAUGGAUUUCAAGAUCAGAGACAACAUGGGUUUACUUCAGGGAGAUCAUGCCAAACUAAUCUUAUUGAUUUUUUUUGAUUGGGUAACUAAAAUAAUAGAUCAGGGUGAUGCAGUAGACAUUGCUUACCUAGAUUUCAGUAAGGCUUUUGACACUGUUGCACAUAGAAGGCUCAUCAAUAAACUGCAAUCUUUAAGUUUGGAUUCUAAUAUUGUUGAAUGGGUAAGGCAGUGGCUAAAUGACAGGCAACAGAGGGUUAAUGUCAAUGGAGUAUAUUCAAAGCAAGGUCUAGUUACCAGUGGGGUACCUCAGGGAUCUGUAAUUGGACCCAUUCCUUUUAAUAUUUUAUUAGUGAUAUUGCAGAAGGUCUUGAUGGUAAGGUAUGUCUUUUUGCUGAUGAUACUAAGAUAUAUAACAGGGUUGAUGUUCCAGAAGGGAUAAGCCAAAUGGCAAAUUAUUUAGGUAAACUAGAAAAAUGGUCAGAGCUGUGGCAACUGACAUUUAAAGGACCACUAUAGUGCCAGGAAAACAUACUCGUUUUCCUGGCACUAUAGGGUCUCUAGGUUCCCCCCCCCACCCUUAGGGUCCCCCUCCCACCAGGCUCUAGGGGUAGGAAGGGGUUAAAUCACGUACCUUUCUCCAACACCAGGCUCCCUCGGCGGUGGGGACUCUCCGCCUCCUUUCCCCGUCAUCGGGUGAAUGCGUAUGCGCAGUAAGAGCCGUGCGCGCAUUCAGCCAGUCCAUAGGAAAGCAUUCUCAAUGCUUUCCUAUGGACGCAAGCUCCUUCUCACUGUGAAAAUCACCAUGAGAAGCGCGGAAGCGCCUCUAGCGGCUGUCAAUGAGACAGCCACUAGAGGCUGGAUUAACCCUAAGGUAAACAUAGCAGUUUCUCUGAAACUGCUAUGUUUACAGCAGAAAGGGUUAAUCCUAGAUGGACCAGGCACCCAGACCACUUCAUUAAGCUGAAGUGGUCUGGGUGCCUAUAGUGGUCCUUUAAUGUGGAUAAGUGCAAGAUAAUGCAUCUUGGACGUAAAAACCCAAGGGCAGAGUAUAGGAUAUUUGAUACCCUACUAACCUCAACAUCUGAGGAAAGGGAUUUAGGAGUAAUUAUUUCAGAUGACUUAAAGGUAGGAAGACUCUUGUAAUAGAGCAGCAGGAAAUGCCAGCGGAAUACUUGGUUGUAUAGGGAGAGGUAUUAGCAGUAGAAAGAGGGAAGUGCUCAUGCCAUUGUAGGGAACACUGGUGAGACCUCACUUGGAGUAUUGUACGCAGUACUGGAGACCGUAUCUUCAGAAGGAUAUUGAUACUCUAGAAAUUGUUCAGAGAAGGGCUACUAAGCUGGUUCAUGGAUUGCAGGAUAAAAAACUUACAAGGAAAGACAAGACAGGUGGGAUAUGAUAGAAACAUUUAAAUACAUAAAGGGAAUCAACACAGUAAAGGAGACUAUAUUUAAAAGAAGAAAAACUACCACAACAAGAGGACAUAGUCUUAAAGGACCACUAUAGUGCCAGGAAAACAUACUCGUUUUCCUGGCACUAUAGUGCCCUGAGGGUGCCCCCACCCUCAGGGACCCCUCCCGCCGGGCUCUGGAGAGAGGAAGGGGUUAAACACUUACCUUUCUCCAGCGCCGGGCGGGGAGCUGUACUCCUCCUCUCCUCCUUGCUCGCGACGUCAUCGGCUGAAUGCGCGGCAGGAGCCGCGCGCGCAUUCAGCCGGUCGCAUAGGAAAGCAUUUACAAAGCAUUUACGUGCUCUCACUGUGAUUUUCUCUGAAACUGCUAUGUUUAUAAAAAAAAGGGUUAAUCCUAGAGGUACCUGGCACCCAGACCACUUCAUUAAGCUGAAGUGGUCUGGGUGCCUAGAGUGGUCCUUUAAAUUAGAGGGGCAAAGGUUUAAAAAUAUCAGGAAGUAUUAUUCUACUGAGAGGAUAGUGGAUACAUGGAAUAGCCUUCCAGCGGAAGUGGUAGAGGUUAACACAGUGAGGGAGUUUAAGCAUGUGUGGGAUAUGCAUAAGGCUAUCCUAGACUUAAGAUAAGGCCAGGGACUAAUUAAAAUUAUUUUAAAAUAUUGGCCAGACUAAUUGGGACGAAUGGUUCUUAUCUGCUGUCACAUUCUAUGUUUCUAUUGACUAGGAGUGGCAAAUCUAGGCUCUCUCCAGCACCCAGGGACCACCAGUUCCUUAGAAAGGUGUAUACCAUUCCCACAAAGUUUUUUCAAGAGAAAGCCCUUUCCUCAUUGAAGUCCCAGACUUUGCCGGAGGACGAAAUGUGGGUUCAAAAUGGUCAUAAGUGGUUUAACCGCCAGGCACCAUAACAACUUCACUGAAAUAACAUUUUAGGGUGACUGGAGUCUUCCUUUAUUAGAGUGGGAAUUACAUUUCUGCAUUAUUAUUAAGGCGUCACUGUUUGUGACAUCGCCGGUUCCGGUGGCUGCUAUGAGUAAGAUUUACUUACCUGAACGAUGUCCGCCAUGGGCACACCCAUCUUGCUCGGCCUGCGCCGAGAUCCCUCCUGUACUCAGCAAUGAGCUCUAUGGAGAAUCCUGGAGAACGCAGGAUUCUCAAGACAGAGCCAGUUCCCUGCAGCCAUCACUGGUGACGGCUGUCAGGAUUGAUACUUAGACUUCAACCACAGCCUAAGAAAGUCUGGCGAAGGUGAAAUACAAAGACAAAAUAGUCCCUACUUUGUUUAUGGAAUUGCCGCCAUAAAGGUAGCUUUACCAACCAAUACAUUCCUAAACAUUUUGACAAAGAAUCACGGGCCAGUGCCCAGAUGCUUUUGACAACAUAACCACUAAACUGAGAUUUAAUAGUUAUGCAGCUUACAGUGUCCCUUUAAACUUCAGUGAUUGCAAACCUACAACUGCAGAAGCCACAUUGUGGCCACCACUGAUCUAUUGCUCUAAUUAUCUAUUACAAUCUGGGUGCCAGAAAACCAAUCAAUACGUAUUCCACAACAGCUGGAGUGCUGAACAGCAUUGAUUACUACAGAGCGUGUGCCAGCGAAGUGGAAUGACUUCUAGAUCCCUUUUCCCAUUACCCAUGGUUUGCCCAGGGGCGUAUUAGCCGCGAGGCAAACAAGGCAUUUGCCUUGGGCGGCAUUUUUCAGGGGGCGGCAAAAAACGCCGCCCCCCAAAUGCCCAGGGCAGAUGCCUAGUUAGCCUUGCGGCUAACUGACAUCCCGGGCGGGCUGGGUGGCGCUGGCAGGCGGGCGGCUGGCGAGGGAGCACCUCCUCUGAGCGGUCUGCUCAGCUCCCUCGCGCGCCGCAGAGUGAGGCUGGGAGCCGGAACAUGACAUCAUCUUCCGGCUCCCAGCCUCACUCUGCAGCCGGCGCGCGAGGGAGCUAAGCAGACAGCUCAUAGGAAGAGCUCCCUCGCCAGCCGCCCAGCCCGACCGGCAGCCACUGGACCACCAGGGAGAGAGAGACCUCCCCCCCCAGCACUCCCAAAGGUAAGGAGGUUGGGGGGGGGAUUUAAAUUAAAAAAAAAAAUUAAUGUGUGUGUGUGUGUGUCUGUGUCUUACUGUGUGUGUGUGUCUGUGUCUGACUGUGUGUGUCUGACUGUGUUUGUGAGUGUGUGUGUCUGACUGUGUUUGUGUGUGUGUUUGUGUCUGACUGUGUUUGUGUGUGUGUAUGUGUCUGUGUGUGUUUGUGUCUGACUGUGUUUGAGUGUGUGUGUGUGUCUGACUGUGUUUGUGAGUGUGUGUGUGUCUGUAUGUGUGUGUUUGUGUCUGACUGUGUUUGUGUCUGUGUCUGACUGUGUGUGUGUGUAUUUAGAAGGUGGGGCGGGGGGAAGGGUUGGGUGGGGGUGGCGCGGGGUGAGGGGGGCGUCUGAGUUUUGUCCUGCAUAGGGCAGCACAAAACCAGGAUACACCACUGGGUUUGCCUCCAGUGCAAUCACACCCUUAUUACUGGCAUUUAUAGAGCGCCAACAAAUUCCACAGCGUUGUACAAUUGGGAAAUAGACAAACACAAUAAUAACAAACCGAUACAUCAGGUAGAGGACCCUGCCCGUGAGUUUACAAUCUAAAGGUGGACUCAAUGCUGCCCAGUCUGUCGCUCUCCCAGAUGGGCAGCAUUGAGUCCCAGUGUAGGGGUCCCAUGCCCACCAUAUCUCCCUGAGUACACAGCACAUGGUCAGUGCAUGAAAAGGGCUGCCCUGCAGUAUACAGAAUUCACUCAAUGCAAUAAUUAAUACCCACCAUGUCUCCCUGAGUACACAGCACAUGGUCAGUGCAUGAAAAGGGCUGCCCAGCAGUAUACAGAAUUCACUCACUGCAAUAAUACCCACCAUGUCUCCCUGAGUACACAGCACAUGGUCAGUGCAUGAAAAGGGCUGCCCAGCAGUAUACAGAAUUCACUCACUGCAAUAAUUAAUACCCACCAUGUCUCCCUGAGUACACAGCACAUGGUCAGUGCAUGAAAAGGGCUGCCCUGCAGUAUACAGAAUUCACUCACUGCAAUAAUGACAUAUACUAAGCAGGAGCUCCUAUUUAUAACUGGCUUCCCUCCUGCAGCAUGUGAAUGCUACAUACAGUAACAUGGCAGUUCUUUUCAUGAUGUAUAAAUAAAUAAAUAAAUGUGGGAGGGAAGGACUAGCUGCCAGAAAGCCAUGGCAGCCCUAUGGCAGUCAGUGAUUGCUGUCAGUAAUGGCUCUGUCACUCACAGGGGGGGAGGGGGGGAAUGUCCUGCCUCCAUUGAUUUAUUAAUUUGCCCCCUCCCCCCAGUGUCACGUGACCAGCCUGAUACCUUGCUGCACAGCAGAACGCGCUACCUGAUGUCACGUGACGCGAUCUCUCCAGAGAAGACCACACGGCCGCCGCCUUCCUGCUCUCACAGGUCCCCGCAGGCUCCCCUAGAAAAAACAGCCAAUCACAGGCUUCGGGGCUCCCUGAACAUCAAAUCGAGGCUUGGAACCCGCCGCAGCCAAUAAGGUCCUCAGUUCUCUCUCUCUCUCUCUCCACUGAGACACGCCCACUCUUGAAACUUCAACUCCCGAGAGCCUCCUCGAGAUUCACGCAGCGAACAUAUAGUCCUUAUUGCGGACGCUCACACCGUGACCCAUUCACUGACACUGAGUUACGGGGCUGUGCUAUCACCCCGAGUGAGGAGAGCGGCGGAGGGAUCCGCUCUGUGAGGAGGCCCUGAGCGGAUGCUGCUCUCUCAUUGGUCGCUUAGGAUCCAGAGCUGAGGAGGAGGAAGAGGAGGAGGAAGAAGAGCGGGCUGCUGGUAACAAUAACACUGAGUGAUUAUAAUGAUGAUUUAAUCCGUGUAUAAUAGGGAUUGUUAUUUUAAUCUGUGCAAUGGGCACCCUCUAAUAAACCCAGAAUAUUGCUGGCAGGGGGGGUGGGCAGACACACAGGGCUUGGCUGAUGGUACAUGUUAGAGUGUAAGCUCCUCUGGCCAGGGCCCUCUCCCCCUAAUGUUCCUGUAUGCCAAUCAUCACGUUUUGUUAGAAUUUAUUGUUUUUGGUUUUGUUUACCUAUUGUACAGCGCUGCGGAAUAUGUUGUAGCUAUACAAAUUCAUUGUAUUAACUGCUGGGCUAAGAGUAAGGCUGCUCGUUCUAAUCCGCUAUGUUUACACGAACACGUUACGAAAAAUCUGUACGAACGUCGAUUUCAUUUGUUGUUGGGAACUAUCCAGAAAUCACUGUCUUGGUUGAAAGAAUAAGUCAAAUUUCUUCUUGAGUGAUUGAUAUAUAUAUAUAUAUAUAUAUAUAUAUAUAUAUAUAUACAUACAUACAUACAUACAUACAUUACGCACCACAAAAGUUAAACCACUGAUGGGUGAAGUGAAUAACAUUAUUAUAUUAUUUAUAUUAUGAUUAUGUUGUUACAAUAGCACCUGUCAGGGGGAGGGUGAUGAUAGGCAGCAAGUGAACAGUUAUUGAUUUUCAUGUGUUGGAAGCUAAAAGAUCUGAGUGACUUUGCCAAGGGCCAAAUAGUGAUGUCUAGACAACUGGGUCAGAGCAUCUCUAAAACAGUCUUGUGGGAUAUUUCCAGUAUGCAGUGGUUAGUACCUACAAAAAGUGGUACAAGGAAGGAGAACCCGUAAGCCGCCAUCAGUGUCAUGGGCGCCCAAGGCUCAUAGAUACACGUGGGAAACUAGCCCAGAAUAGCUACAGUAGCUCAAAUUGCUGAAAAAACCUUCAUGCUGUCUAUGAUAGAAAGGUGUCAGAAAACACUACCUGAGUUGAGUAGCUGCAGACCGUUCAGAGUGCUUUUGAUGACCCCUGUCCACCCCUGCUGCUAUUGUCUUGGUGCCAGAUAACACAAGACUUGUUCAGAUAUCUUGUGGAGUCCAUGCAUCAGAGCUGAAAUGGCAGCACAAGGGAGACAUACAUGAUCGAUAUAUCCAUUAGUUAAUAAAAUGUUAAAACAAAAAUCUGCACACCAGUCAAGCCAUAAGACUUGCUUUUCCCACAGAAAUCAUAAAUCUGCAGUGAUGUUACUACCGCAAAGGAUUCUGGGUGGGCAUAUGCAAAUUAGUUUAACAAAGAAUCACAUGUUUGCCUCAUUCAAUUUUUUUAAACAUGGAUUCCUUUUGGUGAACUUGACAAUCCUAGUCACUGCUUACAGUAAAAACUGUUCACAUAUCAGGAACUGCAGAACUUUAAAUAAUCUACUGAAGGGGUUACAGAAUCUGUUUCGUAUAUAUUUAGAUUGCAAUGCAAGAAUGGAUUACAGAAUAAUUUUUUGCAAUUUGAGAAUGUAUCAACAAGUCUUGUAUGUGCUUUGGGUCCUUGUAUAGAAAACCACUGGACUGCUAUAGCACAUUCUUUGAAGUGUACCUUGAUUGACACCAGUUGGUUUUUAGUGACAGUAAGUUAAAUCAAUACUGUUUGCUGUUUAAAGAUAUUGGCCCUUGCCUCGCCUGUCACUGAGUUCUUUACUGGGUGAUAUGCAUUAAACAUCACUGUCAUUUUAUGAGAAUUGAUUGACAGGUAGGAGCAGGAGACCAUCCCUAAGACAGUUCUGUUACAGAAACUACAGGGCAUGGUUGUAGUUGUUCUAAUUAUUCAUUUGUCAAGAGUGUCUCACUCUUUUCUAGAGAAAUACGGGGACACUUUUUUAUAUCAUUACAGUCAGAUGAUAAUAUGCCGGCAAAGAAAGUAUGUUAAUCCUGGGAGGUAGGUGUGCAUGCUUGGGAAAAUGGAGUUAGGAAGGAAUAGAGGUGGGUGUUAAAUUAGUGUUAACAAUUAAUCUGGGUGAUGAUAGUGCUGCACAGUUGCAAAUGUUUAGUUACUACCUCGUAGAACUUAUACAUAUAUUAUCUACUUGGUACAUUAUGUAUUCUUUGCUUAAGGUUAUGUCGGCACUUACAUAUAAAUGUGUAGCAGUCUUUGCACCAUAACCACUACUGACAGAUGCAGUGUUUAUGGUGCUUUCAAGCUAUUAUGUGAAUUAUGGAUUGAUCUUUUCAAUUCCCAGUUUCCCAUAUUACAGUAGGUAUAAAAUUACGUUAUGAGGGCACUUUGGAAGUGCCCUCAGCUACCAAUAAUUAAAAUGUUGGCACUCAUGCAAAAGAGUGGGAGACCCAAAAGAGGGACCGUCAGGACUGGUUAGGCCGACCCCCGCAUAACUUUAUGCCUUCUAUUGCUCUGCGUUGGAAAGCUAAGAGAGACUGUAGGAGGAAUAUGUGGUCAAUCAGUGUCCAGUUCCCUCCACUUUUUGGAAAUGUCAAGACAGGCAACCACUGUAUUGUCGAGGUGCACGUGUAGACCUAUAAUUUGCUGCUUUUACUCCAUAAUAGACAUGCUAAACAAGAAUUGUGGUGCCACAAGUUGGGGAAAUAUAGUUAGGCUUAACUGUCUGUUUACUUUACCAUAGGUAUUUCAUUUAUCACUGAAUUCUAUUUCGCAACACAAAAUGAUUCAAUAUUUAGUCUCUACCAUGGCAGCACCUCUUAACGAUGUGAUAUAGCCUUAUUUGAAAAUAUUCAAUUGGGAUUGAACUGUCAUCACCAUGGUUCUGUAUAUCAAUAGCAUAUUCUCUGCUACUAAAUGAUGUCCUGGACUGCAAGGAAAUGGCACAAAACAAAAAAACCUCUCAAUUUUUCAAAUUAAAGAUUCAUGGGAAAUUUUUUUUUUUUUUUUUUUUUUUUUAAAGGUGCUGAUGCACUUCCUUAAAUCCUCAUUUUAUCUGCUGUCAUUGAGACCGCAUUGUUUAUUGGGAGUGUUCACUUCCAUUCUGGAAGUCUGUUUAUUUAGUUUUGGCAAAAUAUAUAGAUCUCAUGCUACCAUUUUUGAAACCUGCAGCCAUAAUUUUAAAUUAUCAUUGUCUGUGAUAGGAAUAAAGCUUUAUUAUAGUAGUAUAGGACCUCUGCCGUUGCAAUCUUUCAAACCUUAAUAAUUUUUUAUUUUAUUUUUACUGUACAGUGUACUCCUGAAGACUUGUUUAUUUUCCAAGGAAACCCCACCAGCAGCAGGUGCUUAGUGAAGGCAAGUAUAACCAUACAUAUAACUUUAAUACACCCAGUGGCUGUCCACUAAACGUGUGUGUGUGUGUGUGUGUGUGUGUGUGUGUGUGUGUAUAUAUAAUUAAUUAUAGUGUGUGUGUGUGUGUGUGUGUGUGUGUGUGUGUUUAAAAAAAAAAAAAGAACUGACCAACAGAAGAAACUGUACUAGUAUUUUUGUUUCUAUAUAUAAGUAAACCGACGUUAUGAAAUUAUGUUUCAGUAAUCCUCAGAUGGCCAAUUAAUUGUUGAUUUAUUGCUAUAAUGUUUUAUGAUUCAGACUUAUUUUCUUCUUCUAAACAAACAAGGUAGCACAGAGGGAUAAGUGAGAAUGUCAGGAGAUUUGUCCAUAUGAAUCACAGACAAGUACAACCGUUAUUAAAGCGGAACUCUCACUUCCCGUGAAGUAUCAGUUCCUUUUUACUUUCCUAAAUAAUGCAGGGGAAGGUAAGUAAAAGAACUUGCUUACCUGCUCAGCAUUAAUGCCUUGGAACAGUUUUGCCACAUCAAGUGGUCUCCAGCACAUGUUUAUAAGGGCUUCAAACUUAAGAACGUUUGUAUGCUUGCAUGCACAUUCUGCACGGGUCGUCCCUCUCCUCCCAUAAUUUGAUCACUAUCACAUUACAUGGUCCCAGUUUUCCUUAUCGAUGAGUACCUGUGGCACAAUUAGAGCCGAUGGAAUGAGUUGGAUUUUCACAAGCACCCAUUGUGCAGUUUUUAAAACGUGAUUUAUUUAUUUAUUUAUUUUUUUUUUCUUACUCCGCCUCCUAAAUUCUGCCAGUACUGUAAAAUGACAUCACAACGUUGAACUGUUCCCAAGUUAUUCAGUUUUCUCAGUAGCUGCUCUUCCUCGUCCUUUGAGUGCUGCCCUCUCCACACUUGAUUCCCUUUGCUUAGUAUCAGUUGUGCUCCGAUUCCUGAGCCCUGGCUUGUUUCUAACCAUGCUGCUAUAAUUAAGAUUGGCUUCAAGCUACCAUACAAAUCUAUAAACUAUACUAUAGCCAUCAGUCCUGGCCACUUGGCCUCCCAAAUGUCAUUGUAUUUUUAUCGAUGGUAAACCAAAUGAGAUGAUCAUGCCUUGUCACACUUUUGUGUAGACUUUUCAAAAAGUUUUCCAAACGAUUCAAUACUGUUAGAAAAACUUUUCAAAUAAAUUAACCGUAUUGAGUUUAUUUAACCAAGACCUUUUGUAGGCAGCAGCAUGAGUGUAUGUAUGUGGAAGGAAAAAGGCAUAAGAUGAACAUGUAUACAGAAAGAGGAAAAGCAUGGGUUUAUGUUCUUAAUUACUUUUACAGCAUUGUGUAAGUUGGUAUAUGUUUUCUUGUUUUAUUUAAAUUCGUUUUUGUUAUAACAUGGUAAAUUCUAUUUAUUUUGUUUCCCUGCUAAUCUGAUAUAUCUAUUUUAAUAUCAUUCUGAAGAAAACUAUUUUAGAUUAAGAUGUGACCUGUUCCCUGCUAGUGUGCUCACUAUUGUAAAUGGGCUGUACAAUAGGUAAACAAGACAAACAUUUCUUUCUAAUAACUGAUAAAAUAUGUAUUUUAUCUCUAUCUCUAUAUCUCUCUCUAGAGAGAGGGGUUAGGUGACAUUUCCAAUCAUUUCAUUUUAUUGAGAGGAGCAGACCUGUAAGGUAGCACGAGGUAUGAUAAAAAGGAAAAGUUGAUGGUUAUGUGUACAGAGUCAGGAAGUAUGUUGUGUGAAAUGGAUUUACAUUCAUAAAAUCUUAAUUCCAUAACAGAGCUGACUUUUUUACAUUUUCAAGAAAAUAAUUUUAGUCAUUUCAAAAUGAAGGGGAAAAUCCAAAACAUUUGAUUUAUGUGGUGAUCAUAAUGCCAGCGCCUGGGUUGUACCAUAAGUAAACCUAAUGCCAGCGCCAGGGGUCUUACCAUAAGUAAACAUAAUUCCAGUGCCAGGGGUCGUACCAUAAGUAAACCUAAUGCCAUCGCCAGGGGUCGUACCAUAAGUAAACCUAAUGCCAGCGCCAGGGGUCGUACCAUAAGUAAACAUAAUGCCAGGGGUCGUACCAUAAGUAAACAUAAUUCCAGUGCCAGGGGUCGUACCAUAAGUAAACCUAAUGCCAGCGCCAGUAGUCCUAUCAUAAGUAAACAUAAUGCCAGCGCCAGGGGUCGUACCAUAAGUAAACAUAAUGCCAGCGCCAGUAGUCCUAUCAUAAGUAAACAUAAUUCCAGCGCCGGGGUCGUACCAUAAGAGUCCUAUUUUAAUCAGAAAGUCACUUCAUCUUUACUUUGUGUUAGCCAAAAAAUCACUCUCAUCUGUCUGUGAAAAUUAAAGAAUUCUUUAAAAAAAAAAAAAUCUGUUUGCACUUAUGCUGCACCUAUAGUAAUAUCAAAUAUUCAAUAUAUUCCUUUACUUUUUCGAGUGGGCACGACCUACUUCUUCCUUGUCGAGCAUUGCCAAUAACCAGUAUUUAGUCAUUCAGUUUGUGCAAUCUUAAGAGAGUAAUGAUAAAUAAGUAUUCUGCAGAAAGCUGAGACCAUGUCGGGGGUGCAUUUAAAUGCUCCUCUGACUAGUCACAGGAUUUCUUCCUCUGGUACAGUAAGAGAUAUGGCCUCUGGCUACAGCAGCAGGUACUGUAGAGAAGUGACGAGGGGAUUGCAAAUUUAAAGCCAAAAUAGCUUAAUUUAUAUGAUUCUCGAAUCCCUCUUAUUCCAGAAUAUAUUUUUUUAGCCUAGAAAUUGCAGUUCCCUUGUCAGUGCUCCACAAUUUCUGAUUUAAUCAAUUAAACCCAUAUUAUGUUUAAUAUAAGGGUUUAACUACUUUGUUUUAAUCUCCUAAGUGAGAUGAAACCCUAGUUUAAAAUAAACUAUACUUCAUGCACCUAGCUUGCUGUCCCAAAUUUCUUAGAAUGAUAAAUACUGUGGGUAGGGAUUUCAUUAGUAUUAUAUCUGCUAUCUGUUUUGAUCACACCAUGUAGAAGUCAAAAAGUGCAUCUGCAUUGCUGUGCAUGGUAAAAUAAACUUUUUUAAUAUAGUUGUUUUUUCUUUUAAUUUAACUCAUUACUGGUCAAGUCUGACUAUUCAGUUUUGCAAUUCUUUUAGAGUGUGAGUGAUCACAACAAUGUAAAUAAAAUAGACCUCCCACGGAAAACAUAAAUGUUUAUGGAACUGCUACAACUGUUAGAAUAAAAGCCACGUUAAGCAGAAUCCUCUGCUUAAAAAAAAAUAAAAACACUCUGGAUAAGAGCACAAUAUAAGAACUGAUAAAUAUGUAUACAUUAAGACUUUUCUAACCUGCCAGAACACAAAAAGCAAUGUUUCUUUUUAUCGUUGAAUAUAAAUCUCUGUACACCCACGAUGUCACACAGAGCGACACUUUAACAUUUCCAUAAUUAUUUUUAAAUUCGCUUUCCUUUGAUGGUGCUUAGGAAGUUUUGGCAGCUUCAUUGGAAAGUUACUGACAUCAUGCAAGCCUGCAUAGGUGAGCAGUACCCCUAACCCAGACCAUUGUAUACCUUUUUUAAUCUCAUAAAAGGAAAAAUCAGUGUAAUCAUAUGGGGAUCAAAAACCACUGAGCAGAAUUUGUUAAAAGGAAGUGGAGUUGGUGCAAAUACCCUGUUCAUUUUCUCAGACCAUGUGGUCUCAGACCAUUUCUGAGAAACGGCAAUGUUUACAUUUGCCUGACCUCUGGAGCUUGUCAGGCAGGCACUGGAGGCACCUGUACCUAAAAGACCUUCAAUUUUCGGGGUUAUCACACACAGCAUGGCUACACAGAACACUGCAAAUAUUUCUUAGAUUGGCGGCUCUUGGCUAUUGCUGCUUGUGUACAGCCAACCAGCAGUGCUUUUCUGUGGGUUAUUUUUAUUUAUUUUUUUCAGAUGAAUGUUUUGAGUGUUGUGGAUAUAGACAAGGGUAUUGACGAGACAUUUAAAUUCUUCAGUUAAUUUUCCGACUUUGAUAGUUUGGCUUAGAAUUUUCAGUUCCUUGUUUAUUGAAUAAUCAUGCUACUGAAAAGAUUUACUCUGUGACACAGGGGAUUUCAAAAUGCUCUCUCUCCGCCAUUUUAUUAAAUCCAUCUUCUAUUUUGUGCUUAUUUCUCCCAUUUAUUAAACACGAAGUUAUAGCUUCUCUAUUGACCUCUUAUCUAGCCACCUGUUACUUUCGUCCCAGACUCCCUGAAUUAUUUUUUCUCACAGGUUAAUGGGAUUUGUUCAGCUCCAGGAUAGGAGUGCUAGGAUUGGCUGAAGCUCACUGGGAAACUGUAAACAUUUGCACUAAAUGCAGAGGCUUCAAAUAUUUUUAAUGCAUAACCCAUAUCUGUGGUUUUUGUAACCCCGGGGGUCUCCUUUGGUAGGAAGAGGGGCAUCGUAUGUAAUGGUAAUAGAGCACAAUAAAUACUGUAGGUUGUCUUCCUCCUACCUUAGAUACAUCUGUGACAUUGAGGAGAGUUUUGCUAGAUGUAUGUUUUUUAAUGUGAAUUUUAUAUUCCAUUUUAAAGCAGGAAAAUCUUGUAUGAUUGGCUUUUUUUUUUUUUAAUUUUAUUUUUUUGACUUUCCAGAUGGAGAGUGUUGGGCCUGCUGUCCAGCCAUUGGGUGCAGAGAGUGAUGACACCAAAGAGAACAUGGAUGCUGCGUAUACAGGGUAAGGACGAUAUUGGAGAGUGUGCUAUCGACGAGAAGCUAUUAUAGCUGCAAUUCUUACAUUGCACAUACUGCCAGGUCUAUUCACUAAACAAUGAAUCUUAUUGAAUCGAUAACUUAACUACAAAAUAGCUGAAUUGGGAAAAAUUCUCCAACUCGAUAAGUCACAGCUUGGUUCUUUUAGCCGAACUCCAAAGCGAAAUUCCCUGAACUCGUUUCACGCAUCAACCAUGGUUGAGAAAGCACCGUUCCAGGCGUAAAACGCGUUCAGGGCAUUUCGGUCCUUCCUUGGGUCACUUUUAUGUGGUUUCCCUUAAAAGGUGCCGUUCUUUUAUAAUUUUUCCUAGCUUCUGUUCUACCUUUGACAAAUUUUUUUUUUUUUUUCACAGUGAGUUUUUUACUGCAUAUUAGGACAGGCUAAGCUCACAGAGCCUUCACAUACUAUGAUAUUGGACUGGCGCAUAUGAGGACUGUUCAAGGCAAUUUUUUUUGCUUCUGUUUCCAUGUUUUAUAUUUUUUUUUUUUUUCCUUUUUCUUUUGCAAAUAAAUGUACUUUUUCUAAGCUUGGUGUGCAAUGGAAUGUACUAUUAAAGUCUGAGUCUGCGGAAAUUAGGGAUCUUUUAGGGAUAAGUUUUUCUAUUGGAGUUUUCGAAGCCCAGCACCAAGGAUGUGUAUGUUAAAUUUUAUCCACGUGAAAUGCAUCUGAUAACUGGCAAAGAUAUUCCAUGAGAUUGUAGCUGCGGCAAUCUGUUCGUUUGAUUGUUUAGUUGGAAACUUUUUUAGCCUGUAGCAUUUUAUUUUUCAGCUUAUUGAAUUUUGGUGUUCAGUGGAUAAACAAUUGUUUGUCUUCAAGUUAAGGUGCAUAUAGAGAGCAAUAUUUUCAGGGGGGAAAAAACGUGGAACGUAGCCUUCUAAUCUUACAAUUAUUUACUUGUUUAAACAUGAUGGUUUUUUUUAGAAAGAGGAAAAAUCUUUUCAAAUCUUUAGUCAUUGCUUAUGCCAAGACAAUACAAUGCUUUCCAUUAUUGUACUCUUGUUAAAUUAAAGUGCUUGGCAGUUGUUGGAAUAAUUUCUGCCCCCGGUGAAUAGCACAGUGGUGUUUUUAUUUUUGUUAACGCAUAUGGAAGCUGUCCGAUAUCACAUAGUUAACUAAUAAACGAAGUAAAAACAACACAUACAAUGAAAAUAAGAGUUACAAAAAUGUGAUGUACUGAUGCUGGGGAAAACAUGCAUCAUGCAAAAUAAUGAAUAUAUUGAGCCCAAAUUGUUUGUGGUUUUUUUUUUUUUUUUUUCAUUACAAAUUAAAUCCUUCUGUUUGUAAAUUUGAUGUCACAUCCCAGGCUCUUUACAUGGACUACAUUCAUGUGCUGGAUUGCAAACAUGGACUAAUUUGUUGGUCCGUGAUCCUUAAAGGGCCAGGCCUCUAAAGUACUCCAGCUUGUUGAUGUGUUUUAUGUGUAAAGUGUCCUCCUUUCCGUUUUACAAAAAGUGCAGAUUUCAAUAAAUUGUCACUUUUAUAAAAUAACCUGGCUGUCAAUCAGACAACCGGUUAUGUUACUUCCUGGUUUGGUUAGCUCAGUGGAGCUAAACUCAAGAGGCAGCAAUAUGCUCAGUCUUGCUUAAAACGUCUUAUUGAGCUGCAUUUGUAAGUGUGUGAUUGGACCAUCACAGAAUGUCUAGGUGGGGUUAGCAGACCAGAAAACUGCAGCUCUUGUGAGCCCUUUUAGAUAUAAACCCAAUGUAAAAAUACAUGGUUUCAUUAAGGGUAUAUCUACUAAACAGAUUUAUUUCCCUUAUUUAAAUUAACCUACAGACAUUGACCAUGUUCCCAAACUCUAGAAAACUGAAUGUUAAAAAAAUGCUAGACCCUUUACAAUGCCUUGUUAAUCUAUUUUAACCCUUGUUGUGAAACCAAUUAUGGUAUGUGAUUGGCAUUCAUCCACCUCCUGUUUCCUGUUUUUUGCACCAGAUCUAAAACAUGUUACACACAUUUUGUAAAGGUAGACAAUAAGCAGUACUUUAACAUUGUCAGGUGCCUACUGCGAAAUAGCCACCCAACACAAUAGACAGGAAAUGUAAGUAUUAGGGUAUGUGAUUUGGAGUGCAGAUUUGGCAGAAUUCCAAACUGUAUUAAAGGAACAUUAACCCGUAUUCCUAAUGCUACUGUGUUCUUGCCCCACCAUCCUUUGCAAGGUCUCAUUUCCACAGACUGAAAGCCUGUACUGGGGAAUACACAAAUCAGAGGCUGCUCAUUGAAAAACUUCUGUAGUGGAGCUGCACUCGAUCACAGCUUUCCAAUGUUUCAUAGUGAGCUGUAAAACUGUGACAUCCAGGGAGGUCUUUCUACCUCCAAUUAUAAAACUGCCAAUUUCUUUUGAAAUUGUCAAAAAAAAAAAAAGACAGACUUCAUUAAGCGUUGUGUCUGGAGUGUUUUGUUUUGCUUUUUUUAAGCCACCUGUUAGUCUGGAAUAUAUGUUGAGAUACUUUACCUUGUGUCUUUGUUUUGUUAUAAAACUUUGCAAAAGGUUAACAACUUGUUAUUGUUCUAAAUAUCCAUCCUCAGGACACCUGUAUCAGACUGUUCACAACAACAUGGAGCUGCUCAACCCCCCACUCCCCAUCAAGAACAGGAGGAUCUAGCAUUACAUAGUGGGGAUCAGCAAAUGGUAGACAGUGAAGAACCGAGGCAAGAGGAAGAGGUAAGAAAAGAACAUGUAAGGCUUGGGGGGGCGGGAAAGCAAAGACACAACUAGAGAGAAAAGAAAAUGUAAAGGGGUGAUUGAAUGGAAAACCAAAUUGAGCUCAUGAAUGUGGAACAGUUGACGGAUGGAUGUGACGUGAAGGAAGUUCAUGCUGAAAGAUGCUUCCAACCUCUUGUAGCAGUCAAGAGGUCGACGUGGUGGCUGGACCAAAGGGCGCAAGAGGAAAAGGAGUCCUCGGGACAACAAUGCCCCAAAAGCACCUCUGACUGGAUAUGUGCGUUUUAUGAAUGAAAGGCGGGAGCAACUGAGGGCGGAAAGACCAGAUGUGCCAUUCCCUGAGAUCACCAGAAUCGUAGGCAGUGAGUGGAGCAAGUUGCCCGCCCACGAGAAGCAGGUGAUUUACCUUUGUUUUGGCAGAGUAGAUUUUGUAUAUCCACCCUCACCAUGUCCAAGAAUGUAAUUUGUUCCAUCCAUACUCAUGACCCUUUUCACUCCACCCACUUGCCGAUACGAUGCUGAUUGGUCCCUGUGCUGCAAUUUAGCAUUGAUUACUUGAGUAAUAUCCUAUGGUUUUUUUGUUUUGUGGCUUUUUAAGAGCAUGGGAGGUGACUGUUCAAAAAAAGUGUGUUCUUUCCUACCGCACACCAGUAGCCUAUUUUGUCUUCUGGCCACCCACGGGACACAUGCAGUCUGCCAUUAUCCUUCCCUAUUCAUGAAUUCAUCCUACAUAUACAUCUAAAUUGAAUCUUAAUGUGAUUGAGCGUAAGAUAUUUACUUCCUCUGGUUUGAGAACAGGAUCUCCUUUGUAGUAGAGAAGCGUUCAGCUCCCAUACUUGUGACCAACACUUAAAUAAUAGCCAUCCAUAAUAGCUGGGUGAUUGAUUGCUCAUUGCCCAACAGAUGAAGUGUAGCCAGUGACCUUUCUCCCCUAUUUAUACUAAUACUUUCUUCUGUCUCUUCUAUUUUCUAAGCUGUGCUUCACCUAACUCCUUACUCCUUGUGUUUUUCUCCUAAUUCACUAUACUGUCUGUCCUGAGACCUCUCUCUGCCUCCCCCAGCACUGAGCUGUGUGUAUUCUAGCAUUACCUGGAUGAAGCAGAAAGAGACAAGGAGCGGUAUACAAAGGAACUCCAGCAGUACCAGAAAACCGAGGCCUUCCGUUCAUACAGCUGCAAGUCACAGAGUCACCAGAAGGGAAGGCAGCAAAGACAGGGUGAGCUUUAGCGAGAAAGAUGGCUCUAUUUAGAAGGGACCAGUGGGACUUCUACAUGUGCAUACCAGCAGGAAGGAACUAGCUAAGAAUGGAUCGCAGCAUCAAUAUAUUCCUGAAAACUAUUAGUUUUGUCUGCAUUGCAUAUUAUUUUAAUAGUUACAAUAAGCAAAUGCAGGUUUCAUGGACUCUGUCAUCAGCAGAAAUCUUGGUUCUGCAUUUAAACCUAUAGUUUUGAUGUGCAAGUUUAUCAGAAUCAAUAUGCCAUGUACAGCUCAGAUCCCCAAUUAUUAUUUUAAUAUUUUUUGGCAUUUGUAUAGCGCCAACAUCUGCAAGGCUUUACAAUGUUGUAAAAAUUACCAGAAAAGAAACAUACAAAAUGUUACAGGAACAAUACUUUAAGGGCCAUGUUUAAACGAGUUUACAGUCUAGAGGAGGUUGAGUAUAAAGCACAAUAGGACUGGCAUUUCUGCUCAGAAGACUUGUUGUUUAAAGGGAUAUUAUAGACACCUAGACCAGUUCAGCUUAUUGAAGUAUUCUGGGUGCAGUGUCCCUGGUCCCUUAACCCUUGCAGUUUUUGAUAAAGUUCAAUUGCUACCUGCCAGGGUUAACUUCACCUCUAGUGGCUGUCCGGGUGGUUAGGCGACUUUUAAUCAUCUAACUGAUGCUGGACAUCCUCACGCUCUGCAUGAGAACAUCCAGCUUCACCCAAAACCAGAUACAAUGCUUUCCUAUGUCGGAAGUUCUACUGCUCCUGUGUAUGCGCAUUAGGACCCUCUGCUGGCUGAUAUCAGUAGAGCCUGUGGGACAUUGAUGCUGGAAUGAGGUAAGUGACAGAAGGAGUUUUAACCACUUCUGCACCAAGGGGGGCACUGUAUGGAGCUAUAUUGCCAGGAAAACAACUUUGUUUUCAUGGCACUAUAGUUUCCCUUUAAGCAAAAGGCAUCUAGUGUUUGAGCAGUGCCUGCAACAUAUUCAUAACUAAGUGUGAUCACACUUGGUUAAGUAAAUAACCUUGAUGAAGUGUACAGCCCAGGGAAGAAGGUGUUUGAGCAUUGCUUGGGACUGUAUAUAGACAAGCUUCUGGAAGAGCAGAAAGUAUGUAUUUCAGACAAGUAUUUGAAUGAGCGGACUCUCGAGUCUGCAAUAAACCAUCUGUAUCUAACCUAAAUUUAAAUUCCAAAUGUAAAUUUAUUUAAAUAUUUUUUUUUUUUUUUUUUUUUAUUUGGUUUGAUCUAGUGCAUGGGUGUAUGAUAUCCCUGUGCACUAUAAAAUAAUCAAAUUCUCUCGAAUAGGGCUAAUAUGCUCCCAGAAAGGAACAUUGUAAAGAGAGUUGUGUAACUGGGGUUCAGGGCUACGUCAUCGACUUUUUUUAAAGGUGUCUGGUCAUAUGAUUAAAAUAUCUUUUUAUUAUUCUCGCCUUAAAUGUUUUUUAUUUUUAUCCAUUUUUAUUGGGUUCUUAUAGCACAUGGAUGUAAGAGAGCGAGCCAGGGGUGACAGCUAGGAUGGUGGGGAAUAUAAGAUGGUAUGGACAAAUUGGAAAUUGGGUAUGAGACUGAUUUCCCUCCUAAUUUCUAUUUUUUUAUUUAGAAGGAGCUCGUACAAUCUCCAGUGGCCCAGAGGUAAGGAUACCACAUCACUAUAAGCCCCCUAAAAAGGACAUUUAAGCUGUGCUAACAGACAGGCUUUGUUUAAUUGACAUUUUCUUACAUUACCCUAUUCAUUUGCUCUAGUUCUCCACUGAUUUUGUGUUUUGGAAGCAUUCAUUUGGUCCAAUAAAGGAAAAAUAGGGAGGGGGGUGGGGGGGCGGGGAUUUAGAAGAAAUGGUGAAGACAAAAGGAAAGACCACGAGAAACCAAGAUGGGUUAAAGGGAAAUGCUAGAUUGUGUGUGUCUAUGUAUUUUGUACCUGGUGUCUUAAAAAUAUACAAUGUCAUUUUAUUUUAUUUUUUUUAAACCACUAACCGCGUUUGGAGUUUUUGCAUCUGCUACAAAAUCACUUGCUAUGCAGACUCUGAAAUACGCUCACCAACCCAGGAAUCGCGUGACUCCUGUUCUGUAAAAACUGCAUAGCUUAUUAAACUUUAUUAUUUGUAUUUAUUUAUUUUUAUUACAGCAAGGGUUUCAGUGAGAUGUAGUUAAUUAUCUGCUUUCUACUCUAGAUCGCUAACCUGCUGUCAUGAUACGGCCUAUUUUGGUGCAAAAACAGGGAACCUUACUGGUUGGAUGGAGGGAGCCAUAGGCACUUCAUCGCUUGCUCAAAAAAAUCCAUUGACUUCAUACUGAAUAUACAAGUGUGUAAAUAUUAACUGUGGAGCCGGGAGAUUAGCCAUAUGGAUUAUAUAGAGCUGUUAAGACUAGAGAAAGCUAAUAAGCUGGAUAAGGGAAAGACCAGCAAACUAAAUAUGUCCUAUCCUGAAGUGGAUUCACAAAGGAUUUGGUUGAAAGUAGAGACAUUGACAGAGCUAUAAUGCUGUUAAUCUCUGACAGGCAGUAGGAAGACAUGCUGGAUGGAUAGCAGUGUGGGCUAUGGAUGGUAUGGCAUUGAUGUUGGAGUCGAGUAAACGGGAUGGGCAUAGUAAAGAAUAUUUUGGCACUUAAAAAAAAAAAAAAAAAAAAUCAACUGUUUACAUUUGACCUAUAUACUGAUUACUCACUUUGUCAAUGUUAAAGGUACGCUGCAAGGUACGCAGCAUUCACCUCAAUAAGAAGCAUUUGAUUCAAUAUUUCUAAUUGAGAAGUAUUGGACAUAGCAUGCAAAGUAUGUGGCACCAGAUGCUGUGUAACACUUGAUGUCAAAUGAUGUAAUUAUGGAAAAUUGAAUGGUAGUCAAAAGCCCCUAGUGACUGUCUGUCUGACUGCCAAUAGAGUAUGCUUGUAAACUGUAACAUGUUACAGCACCAUUUUUUUCAGCUCGCCAUUGUUUUCAUCUGCAAGGUUGCAAGGGCAGAAUAAAUGCCUCCCAAUCCUAGUAAUACUAAGGAUUGAUCAUUUAAGAUUUUUAUUGACUUUAAGUAAGUGUGUGAUACUACAAAAAUAAGAUUAUGAAGUGGCAUUUUAUUGAUAUUGUUUUAACUCGACAUUAAUUCGUUAGUUUUUUUUUUUUUGUCUCUGUUUUUGUUACAUACCAGUCCCUUUAGAAGAACUAUAACCUUGUGGAAGGAGAGGUGGACUGCUAAGAGAGAGAUUGUAUUGUUGAGAAAAUAAAUUCAAGAUAUGUCGGCUGUGUUUGGAGUGCAAGAUGAGGGAUCAUGGAUAGAGAAUUACAGAGGGACAAAAGUUUGGGGAGAAAUAGUGAGAUACUGUAAAUGUAGUGCAUGCCAAAAAGGUGAGGUGGUUGAUUUUUAACACUGAAAGAUCAAGUAAGGGGAAAAAAAUAAGCCAUUUUGUAUACAGGAUGAAGCAAAUUGGUGAUACUUUCAAAAUUAUUUUAGCAAAGUUUCGAUCAUAAAAGUUGUUGAGUAAGAGAAACGUUAUGAGAUUAGCAGCGGUUAACCCGUUUCUUUUUGCUAGGUACAUUUUUAAGAAGAUUUUUCUGUGAAAAAUAAGAGAUUCCUAGAAAGUAAAGCUCAGGAAACCCGAGCAUUGAUACUUUAGACUUACUGCUAUAAUCACACCACUAAAGUGAGAAUUGUAGGGAAUUUAAAGUGAUAAAAAUAUUUAGGCCAAAAUAGGCAAUUUAGAAAAAAAUCUAAAUGAUGUGUUGAAAUAUGAUAUUCACUUUUAAUUUCCAGUAAUACUCACUUUAGUGAAUAAUUAGUUUGUGUAAUGCAUGUCCUAUAUCCUCCCCAUUUCUUACUGUGUAUUGUGUGUCCUAAAUCAUCCACAUUUCAUAUUUUUCAUCACCGCAAUACCCUGUUCACAAUAUGCAUGACUUUUCAUUCGCGCAAUUCAUUUUCCCAUGACUAUAUUGCCAGUUAGAUUAAUGCCUAUAUAAUUGUUAAUUGUCUUCUUUCUUUUGCUCAUCUGCAUUGCAUUCUACUAUCCACUGCUCCACAUUCCUACAGAUAUUUACAUAUAUCUUCCUCUUUCUCACUGCAGAAAGAAUCUGUUCUGAAAGAGAGACCAAUCUUCGACAUACCAAUCUUUACGGAGGAGUUCUUGAAUCACAGCAAAGGUAAGAGAUCCCUAUUGACGGAGAAAUAACCGACAGGGGUCUUCCUGUUACCAAUACAUUUACACUUUUUCACGGUUCUAUAAUUUAGCACGUGAGGCAGAAUUAAGGCAGUUGCGGAAGACCAAUAUGGAGUUUGAAGAACGUAACGCUGCUCUCCAGAAACACGUGGAGAGCAUGAGAUCUGCAGUGCAGAGAUUGGAGGCCGAACUUAACCAAGAACAGGGGCGGAAUUCUUUGUUGCAGCUUCACCUACAGAGUGUUCGCCAGGCACUGACGCACUGUCUGCGGGCUGUACCGAUUCCAGGUAUGUUCCUGUCUGCAGCUUCAGAUGCUGAGGUCAUAGCACUCCACUUUAAUGUAAAAGGCCAAGACAGGCUUGUAUUAUAAGAGCUACUUUCUGUACCCAAACCUGAUCUCAAAGUUUGGUGUCUGCCAAGUAGUGUGUACGUCAAUGUGCCACUAAUCUGUUUGUGAAGAAUAGGUUAUAAAACCUGUAUACAAGUUACAUACACGAUUCAUUUGUUGACAAUACCAACAUACCACAUGUUCCGGUGUCUUUUUUUACAUUUUCUGUUUUUUUUUGUUUUUUUUUGUCAGGUACUUCAGAAACACCAACGCUGGAUACCAUUGACACCUACAUGAGUCGCUUACAAAACGCCAUUCUCACACACCCAAAAGAGAGCGAGGCUCUUAUUGCUGGCGUCCGAGAAGCCCUAAGCCAGCUGGAAGGGUGA
Molecule: messenger RNA, 34764 nt
Organism: Pelobates cultripes (western spadefoot toad)
Lineage: Eukaryota; Metazoa; Chordata; Amphibia; Anura; Pelobatidae
Source: the annotation of a GenBank genome assembly